Molecule: messenger RNA, 4154 nt
Organism: Branchiostoma floridae (Florida lancelet)
Lineage: Eukaryota; Metazoa; Chordata; Leptocardii; Amphioxiformes; Branchiostomatidae
Exons: 8
Coding region: 985-4095 (1036 amino acids)
Biological process (GO): activation of GTPase activity
Molecular function (GO): protein binding; guanyl-nucleotide exchange factor activity
Source: RefSeq, a predicted model, not a curated record
CCUGGGCUCCUUACACACGCUACCCUACAAAAUUUUUUUAGGGAAGCGAGUGUAAGAGCCCUGGUAGAAAUCGGAUGGUACCCAGGCUACCCUCAAACAAGGGAAAGGAGGCAAUUGUAAGAAAUUCUGGCCAGUACUGAAAGUCUUCACAUUGACUGUGCCCAGCUGCAGUCGCUUACCACACGUUAACAGCCACUGCUGUGGUGAUUUUGAAGUUAAGUGAGGAUCACAAGCACUGGUUGUGUGCUCCCAGAACGAAGGGUCCAGUACACAUUACUAGCAGUCAUUUAUCUUCAUGCAGAUGUUGAAAUAAACAAUUGAUGUCUGGCAGUCCCCUUCGUAUUUCAACUAGACAGAAGCGGUUAUUGGAGUUUCAGCAGAGCAAGGUGGUCCAUAUACUCCUCGAGUCGCAGCUCAAUUAUCCAUUUAUGGAUUUUUCUCCUCUUAACUCACCUAACGUUACUGUUAGUCCCGUGCAAAGUAAUGAUUGGAAUUUUGGUAGACAUUUAUAAAAGGCUUUAUACUUCAUUAUAAUUACAUCCCGAAAUUUGAGUUGUGCACCUUUGUUUUUUUAUGAGGCUUAAAACGUAUAGUAUUGAUACACUCCUCGUACAAGUAUCAUGCUGUUACAAGUGCUCAUCGCUUUGUUUACGCCAUCCCCUCUUCUGUUGUUGACUCUUGGACAAAGUCGAACGUGGGACGACCUGUAGGUUUCCCGUCAUGUUUGCCGUCCUUAUCUCACACGAGAGGCCAUGCACACUUUGUCCGACCUGACAUACCGGUACCGUACCCGGCUCUGCAACGCUAGUCUCUACCAGACUCCCGCCUGGCCGAGAAAGGGGCUUUGGCCUAGCAGGAAUUAAUUGGUCAAGGAGUGUUGGCCGGCCUAUACUCCUCUUGCGUGUUUUCUGUCUUAUUUGGCCACUUUUUACUAUAUUUCUUGUCACCUGUGGAGCCUGGUAGAGGCUACUGUAACGCCCCACCAUGGCGGUCACGGCUAGAGAGGGGGGCUUCGACUUCGAGUCGUGGUGCGAACGGAACCAGUUCCACCCCAAGUUGAGGGAGAUGCUCGGGGACUGGGGCUUCACGCAACCGGAGCUCUUACUGUAUCUGUCAGACGAGGAUAAACAGGACUUUCUGACCGAGGGAGUGCCGAGGGCGCACAUACGGAAGUUGGAGCAGGCCAUACUGAAACUUUCCCCCGCCCAUCCACAUGGACUUGAGGACCAAGUCGGACCAACGUCCGCCCUGCAAGGCGAUGGUGGGUCGCCAGGUCCUGACGACCAGGAAACCUACGAAGAUAUGGACACUCCAACAGAUGACAUUCCUCAAUCUCAUUCAACCACAAGUCAAGAAACAGCGCCUACACAGUCAAGCGACAAAGAUGAAGCAGACGAGUACUAUGACGACAUCCCAGAUGAUGUUCCUCCAUCAAGUGCAAGCACGGGUCGCGAAACAGCACAUUCAAAAUCAACCUCAACUGUUCCUCCGCAACAUAACGUUAAUACUUCUUUUUCUGAUGAACCGGAUACUUACCAAGUUUUUGCCCACGAAGAUUCAACAGUAGAGUAUUACGACGAUGUGCCAGACUACGUCCCCAUGUCACCGGCAAACACAAGUCAAGAACUGAAGAGUUCAAGGCCAGCCGCAACCUUGCCACCCCCUGAAAACCUCACAGUAGACGAAAUAGACGAAACAAGCGUCAUCGUAGCAUGGCAGCCUCCGAAAUGCCCCGCACAAGUGGACUACUAUCUAGUAAAACUAUCCCGUCUCACGCCUCCGUCUACGGAAGGCGUGGCCGAAGAGGUUGAUCCGAACGAGAAGCCGUCCGUCACCUAUCAUGACCUGGACCCGGCCGUACAGUACGAGGUCACGAUUGUGGCUAGAUCCGCCAGCCUUGAGAGCGAGCCGGUCUCGGCCACGUUCUACACGGGUGAAACCUACGACGACACAAUUCCAACCUACAUGACCCUGCCUGAGUUCAUGACAGACGCACCCCUGUACCAGGAGAUACAGAUCGACAAAACCGCCGUCCUUGUAGAGGACGAGGUGGACGGGUCUAAGGCGGUACGCUGGCAGUCCACCAUCGCCCCGAAGUGGGACCGACAGCCGCAAGUCGUCCAGAACAACGUCAAGUACACCUUGUCCAAGCAGCAACAGCAUCUCCAGGAGGCCAUGUUCGAGGUCUUGACGACCGAGGAGUCUUACUUGCGCAGUAUGAGCGUCUUGGAAGAACACUUCCUGCAGGCAAUCUUACAGCACAACGCCUUGAUCGGCCACGGCGUCUUCUCUUGUCUCUCCAGAUACACCAGACAGAUCAUGGAGGUCAGCGUGGCAUUUCUUGAGGAUCUUCAGCGGAGGGUCAAGGAGCAAUCUCCGGUCAUCUCUGACAUCUGCGACAUCAUAGAGAAACACGCCCUCAAGAACUUCUUAGACCCUUACAAGACGUACUGCAAGGAGGUCAACGCCCAUUCGCGAGUCGUCAAGAGAGUAAUCGCCCAGAACAAGGAGGUACGUGAGCAGGUGAGCAAGCUGGAAGAGGAUCCGAAGUGCAGCAGACUUCCCAUGACGUCAUUCCUCAUGCUUCCCAUGCAGAGGAUCACCCGGCUGCCCCUCCUCAUUGAGAGGAUUCUCAGCCACAGAGAAGACGAGUCGGAGUGUUUCCAGUCCGCCAUGAAAGCCCUGCAGGACGCGCGGAAGGUCGCGAACAUCAUCAACGAGUCGGUUCGCGACGAGGAGCGGAAUCACGACUUCGAGGAGGUCCUCCGCGAGAAGCUGACCUUCGAUCGGUGCAAACUUCCCUUCCCGCUGAGGAGCAAGUCGCGGUGGGUCGUCAAGCAGGGCGAUCUGACCUGGAUCAGGAGUAAGGAAGCCAAAAUCUCACAGCGCUACAUCAUCGUCUUGACCGACGUACUCUUGAUAGCGAAGAAGCGACAAAGGAGAGUAAGCGGAGUGAUAUACGACGUACUUAACUACUGCAUGCGUAACCGCGUGCAAGCGGAGGAGGUCGAGGACAACAUCUACGACAAAACCGAAGCGGUCACCGCAGAUCCUGAUCAAAAGGCAACAACCCUGUCUAGACGGAAAAGUAGUCUGCUCAAAUUCUUCAAACACCAACAAGUCAUCCAGGAUGAAGGCCACCAGUUCAGCGUGCUGCUGUUGGAGGAUAAGGACGGGCAGGAGUUAGAGAUGGUGUUCUCAGUAGCGACGCCUAGCGAGCGGACCAGGUGGAUAGAGGCGUUCCAGUACAGCACGACGGACGACGAGGGAGGCGCCAUAUACUCAUGGGACUUCCCUCUGACGUCAGUCAAGGUGCGGAGAGACGCCUUGCAGCCGGACGAGCUGGCGUUCGAGGCGGGUGACGUGGUGCGGGUUCUGCGGAAGAUGCCGGACGGGGUGUGGUACGGCGAGACCUCUCACGACGCGCGGCAGGGCUGGUUCCCGUCCAGCUGUGUGGAGGAGAUCAAGGACAGCGACCACUACAGGGCCAAACAGCUCAGGAAGAAGCGCACUUCAUCUACAGACGAUCAGGUCUCCACGAAAGAGCAUCCCAAGUUCGUCGCCCUCUAUGACUUUGAACCUCAGCAAGCGGGAGAACUGGAGAUCAAGGAGGGACAAGAACUGGAAAUUCUGGAUUACGGUGACAAUGUGUGGUACCAGGCCAGGCGAGUGGACACCCUGGAGGUGGGGAGUGUACCGUACAACUACGUCACACCAACGGACAGCCUGCAGAAUCAAGACUGGUAUUUCGGACAUCUCGGCAGAAAGGAGGCAGAGGAACUUCUGCUGGCGGAUGGCAACGAGCAGGGAGCAUUCUUAGUGAGGGAAGCACGCGGGCAAGGGUCACACGUUUACACCGUGUCCGUCAAGGCCAAGACAGAAAGUGAAGACGCAGUGCGACACUUCAAGGUCGACAAGAGUCCAGCGGGUCUGCUGUCUGUCGUACCGGAACAGGAGUUCGGCUCUAUAGAGGAGCUAGUGAAACAUCUCAGAGAAAAGGGCUCAAUCGGAAAAGGCUGCAAGAUCGGACAACCCUGUCCCAAACAGACACAGGAGGGCGGGAAUCCUACCAAAGAAGACAAGGAGAACAACUAAAGCAAAAAGAGAUUAAGUAGCUAGGUUUCAGAAGGAAGGAGCAAGAAACGUAUUCAUGG